AUGAAGGAAUACUUGUCUAUCGCAAAAAACCCGGAUGUACCAUUCACCGAUGAACACGUGUCUCAAGUUGUUUCGUUUUUUGAUGCAAUAAUAGCGGCGCUUUCAUCCAUAUCAGAUAGCGCAUCAGGCCCCCUCACCAGGGACAAAAUUUUAGAGGAGACGCUCUCUCUAAUGGAAAGUGCAUUGGAGCGGAACCCUCAUAAGAUGUUAUACAUGGCUUUAGGGCAAUACUAUUGGCGUGAAGGCAAGCUAACUGAUGCACAGAAACAUUUGGUUUACACGCAAGACGUGGAAGUGAUAUUCAAAAUGCUUGAAGAUUGGGCUUCAAGUGUACAGGAACACGAGAAACCAUUAGUUUAUCUGCGUUGUGUGCUGAUUCAGUUGGCCAUUGGCGACUUUUCCGGGUCCAAGUGCCUAUUGCUCAUGCUAAAUCAGGAUUUCGAGACAGGGGAGUCGGUGAGUACGUUUCACACUCGUUUGACAUUUAUUAGGUUCCCCUUCCGCUGCAACUCGCAUACAUUUUGUCUGAGAUGUGCGAGGAACCGGACUAUCAGCUGUAUAAGAUGGCAUGCAAGGUUUACAAGCCCAUCAUCGACGCAGAUCCUAACUUCCCGCGCUUGA
Molecule: messenger RNA, 621 nt
Organism: Babesia sp. Xinjiang
Lineage: Eukaryota; Apicomplexa; Aconoidasida; Piroplasmida; Babesiidae
Exons: 1
Coding region: 1-621 (206 amino acids)
Biological process (GO): protein insertion into ER membrane
Molecular function (GO): protein binding
Source: RefSeq, a predicted model, not a curated record